AUACCUCCUCCGUCGGGCGACGAGCCUCUACACCCCGUUCUUAUCCCUUCAUCAGACCUCUCCGUCUAUCUCCUCCUAUUUAAUUAACCCUCCUCUUCUCCUCCUCUUCCUCUCUCUCCAUCUCCCUCUGAGUCAUCUCCCCUCCCCCCUCCCCUCCCUCUCUGUCACACAUCUCCCCCUCCUAGUUUCUCUCUCUCUCUCUCUCUCUCUCUCUCUCUCCAGCAGAACACACACACAGGCGGCAGGAUGUCGAUCGUCAGCGUCGUUGCCAGGGAGAUCUUGGACUCCCGGGGAAACCCCACAGUUGAGGUGGACCUUCGCACAGAGAAAGGUCUGUUCAGGGCUGCGGUGCCCAGCGGAGCAUCCACCGGGAUCUACGAGGCUCUGGAGCUCCGAGAUGGAGACAAGAGCCGCUACAAGGGCAAAGGUGUUUUGAAGGCAGUCGGGCACAUCAACGACACUCUGGGUCCCGCCCUCAUAGCCUCCGGUGUCAGCGUGGCAGAGCAGGAGACGCUGGACAACAUGAUGAUCGAGAUGGACGGCACAGAAAACAAAUCUCAGUUCGGGGCCAACGCCAUCCUGGGAGUGUCCCUCGCCGUCUGUAAGGCCGGUGCGUCAGAGAAAGACGUCCCCCUGUACCGACACAUAGCCGACCUGGCCGGAAACACGGAGCUGGUGCUGCCGGUUCCUGCCUUUAAUGUGAUAAAUGGAGGAUCUCAUGCAGGCAACAAACUGGCCAUGCAGGAGUUCAUGGUUCUUCCUGUUGGAGCCGAGUCUUUCAAGGAGGCGUUGAGGAUAGGAUCGGAGCUGUACCACACCCUGAAGGGGGUGAUCCAGGAGAAAUACGGCCAGGACGCCACCAACGUGGGAGACGAGGGAGGAUUCGCCCCCAACAUCCUGGAGAACAGCGAGGCUCUGGAGCUGCUGCAGACGGCCAUAGAGAAGGCCGGCUUCACGGACAAGGUGGUGGUCGGCAUGGACGUGGCCGCCUCCGAGUUUUACCGCGACGGGAAAUACGACCUGGACUUCAAAUCCCCACCGGAUCCAGAGAGGCACAUCUCCGGAGAGGAGCUGGCCGACAUCUACCAGGGCUUCGUCAACAACUACCCAGUGGUGUCCAUCGAGGACCCGUUCGACCAGGACGACUGGGAGGCCUGGUCCCGCCUGACGGCCCAGGUGGGGAUCCAGGUGGUGGGGGACGACCUGACGGUGACCAACCCGAAGAGGAUAGAGAAAGCCGCCGAGGAGCGAGCCUGCAACUGCCUGCUGCUCAAAGUCAAUCAGAUCGGCUCCGUCACCGAGGCCAUACAGGCGUGCAAACUGGCUCAGGCCAACGGUUGGGGGGUGAUGGUCAGCCAUCGUUCAGGAGAAACUGAGGACACUUUCAUCGCCGACCUGGUGGUGGGACUGUGCACCGGACAGAUUAAGACCGGCGCCCCCUGCAGAUCUGAGAGGCUGGCCAAGUACAACCAGCUCAUGAGGAUUGAGGAGGAGUUGGGCGACCAGGCUCGCUUUGCAGGACACAACUUCAGGAACCCCAGCGCCCUGUGAAACUGACAGACGAAUGACUCACACACACACACACACACACACACACACACAUAAACUGAUUCACACGCCAAACAUGGGAACGAGCCAUGCGCAAUGAAAUAUCACACAGAUUCACGAAAAAACACGCGAGCAAAAGAGAAAAAAGACUAAAUAAAUUAUGCACUGGACUUAUAGGUAGGGUGAUGGUGCUGUAUGCACACACACACACACACAUACACACAAAUAGAGUAUGUAGAUGCGACACGCGCUCACGCACAUGCAGGGGAAUACCAUAGAAAUAUCAAAUUUAUAAGCCAGACAUGCACUGUUACUGUAGUUUUAAUAGUUCAUGUACAGCCAGAGGACCUGCAAAAAUAAAGAUUAUUGUUGUAAAAACAGAGAGAUAAAUAAGUAGAGAUAUAAUAUAAUACUUAAAAACCGACGCACGCAACUGAAAGAAGUGAAGAAGAAAAAAAUUAACGGAAAAAAACCCCAACCUUUCAGCACCAAAAGAGGACGAAGCACUCUCAGAAAGAAGCAGGAAACAGCUGUUUCAGGGCCGGAGUGUAAAGAAACCAACAACAACAACUACACAAACACACUUUGACACACUCGGCUGUGUCUCACUCUCACCUGGACACUGAAGUACCUGCACUCCACCCACUUCUGUCCUCCUUCCUUCCCUCGUUUUGUCUCCUUUUUCUUCUCGUCGUGUCUGUUUUCUCAGUUUAAAAAAGAAAAGAAAAUAAAAACCCUCUCUGAUGUGAUUCUGAUUAUUUGUCCUUUAUGCUUGAAAAGAAAAGAAAAAGAAAACCAAUCUAAACCCCCCGAAUCCCUUCGUUCCUUCCUGAAUGUCCAUAGAAUAGCUGUGUUGAAAAAGACGAGAGAAAAAAAAGAAAAAGAAAUACGCUUGUCAUUGAAAAUAAUGUGAAAAUAUGUGAAAUAAAAAUAUGUUAAUUUACUAUUUGAAUCACAGUU
Cyclopterus lumpus (lumpfish) is the source of this 2508-nucleotide messenger RNA. It is a transcript of the gene eno2, whose product is annotated as enolase 2. Gene Ontology annotation, molecular function: magnesium ion binding; phosphopyruvate hydratase activity. Gene Ontology annotation, biological process: glycolytic process. The record is from RefSeq and is a predicted model, not a curated record. Bases 247 to 1551 code for a protein of 434 amino acids. Gene Ontology annotation, cellular component: phosphopyruvate hydratase complex. The transcript has 13 exons. Lineage: Eukaryota; Metazoa; Chordata; Actinopteri; Perciformes; Cyclopteridae.